UUCCGAAUUCGGCUUCCUGCUGGAAGUUGGGGUCGGGAAAGCGAAUGUGGGACCCCAGGUUCUGAAACCAAAGCAGGUGGGGCUGUUUGACCAAGAGGAAGCUAGCCUCGUGCUGUAGGUGACAGAGUCCGCAAUGGCAACCCUGAGUAUGUGUGAGGAAGAUCAUGGGGAGAUGACGUGUGCGGCUGGGUCCGGGGGGAGUUGAACGGCAGAGAAACUACGAGGGAAGAAGAUGGCCUUUCCCUCACCCACGGAAGAGGUCUCUGGAAAGCCAGGGAUCUCACGAUUCCCUUUAUUGUGCUCUGUUUCCUCAGGAGUUGGCUUCAUAAAGAUCAGAACCAAGAAGAGAACUGGUCAACAUCCAGGAGUUUUAAAUCAUGGCCCAUGUAAUGACGUUCAGAGAUGUGGCUAUAGACUUCUCCCCGGAAGAAUGGGAAUGUCUGACCCUGGAACAGAGGCGUUUGUACAGAGAUGUGAUGUUGGAGAACUACAGCCACCUUGUCUCAGUAGGCCUUUGCAUUUAUCAACCACGUGUGUUCCCUGUGGAAAAAGAACAAGAUGCCUCCGUGGAUUUGGGCAGUGAGACCAGCAGGUUUUACCCAGAUAUAGAUUCCAUGUGGCAGAUGAAGAAAGUUCUACCAAAAACUAGCAAAUGUGCAAGGCAGUUAUCCCAGUGGGAAGUAAUGGAAACCGAUACAAACCACAGCCUUGAAGGUUCCUGUCCUAGAGCUGACUGGGAGGGCAAAGGUCAAGUUCCAGCACAAAAGGAGAGUCAAGAGGGAUGCUUUAAGCAGAUGGCGCUUACCGAUGAAGAAAUGCCCUUUUUGAAUCAGCUCACAGCUUUUAAUCAGUGUCCAGGACUAAAUAUAGAAGAGAAAGCAAGUGACUUCAAGUCUGAAAAGUCCUAUAGUUUUGCCGCAGGCGCCACCCAACUCCAGUUAAUUCACCCGGGUGAGAAAUUUGAAGAAGACGAAAAGUGUGGAAAGAGCUUCCCUCCUGGUGCCAGACUGGCGCGGUGCCGCGUGCUUCACGCUGCAAAGAAGGCGUUUCAGUGCGAGGAAUGCGGCAAGGCUUUCAGUUUCCGUUCCAGUCUUACCGGACACAAGAGGAUCCACACGGGGGAAAAGCCCUUCCAGUGCAAGGAGUGCGGGAAAGCCUUUCGGUUCCAUUCGCUGCUCAGUGUCCACGUCCGGAUUCACACGGGGGAGAAGUCCUACGAGUGUAAGGAGUGUGGGAAGUACUUUAACUACAGCUCAGACCUCACUCGCCACCACCGGAUCCACACCGGAGAGAAGCCCUACCAGUGCCGGGAGUGUGGGAAGGCGUUCAGCUGCGGCUCAGACCUCACGCGCCACGAGAGGAUCCACACUGGUGAGAAACCCUAUGAGUGCAACGAAUGUGGGAAGGCCUUUAUCCAGCAGUCGCAUCUCAUCAAACAUCAGAGAAUCCACACUGGUGAGAAACCUUACGUGUGCAAGGAGUGUGGGAAAGCUUUCACGUGUGGCUCACAAUUAAGCCAGCACAGGAAAAUCCACACUGGUGAUAAGUUGCGGAAAUGCAAAGAAUGCAAAAACUCCUUUAGUUUUGCCUUAGAUCAUACCCAACGGCAGUUAAUUUACAUCGGUGAGAAGUUCUUUGAAGAUAAGGAAAAUGGGAAGGCGCUUUUUCCAGAUUCAGAGCUUCCUCAGUACCAGACAGUCCACACUGGUAAGAAAAUAUACGAGUGUCAAGGAUGUGGCAAGGCUUUUAGUCUGCGCUCCAUUGUCAGCAGCCUGAAGAAAAUUCACAACAGGGAGAAGCUCUUUAAAUGCCAGGACUGUGAGAAGGCCUUCCGGUGUCCCUCGGAUCUGGCCCGCCAUCAGAAGAUCCACACCGGCGAAAAGCCCUACAAGUGUAAGGAAUGCGGGAAGGGAUUCAUUUGCAGAUCAGACCUUGGCCGGCAUCAGAGGGUUCACACUGGAGUAAAGCCUUAUGUGUGUAAGGAGUGUGGAAAAGCUUUCACUCGCGGGGCACACCUCACUCAACAUCAGAAAAGUCACAUUAAGAAGCCGCACGACUUUAGCGGAGGGGAGAAGGCCUUCGGUUCUGCUUUAGAAAACCCUCAGCAGUCGCUGAUUCGUUCUGGUGAGAAAUUCUGGGAGGAUAAGGAAUUUGCGGAGACCUUUGCUUGUGGUUCAGAACUUUCUCAGUUUCAGCCUGGGAAGACAGCAAAUGAAUAUAAAGGGAAUGGCAAGGACUUCAGCUGGCGUUCAAAUGAUAGAGAUCUUAAGACAAUUCAUAUUCGGGAGAAGCGUUUUCAAUGUCGGGAGUGCCCAAAGGCCUUUAGAUACAGCUCCGAACUCACGCGCCACCAGAGGCUGCACACCGGUGAGAAGCCCUACAAAUGCCAGGAAUGUUGGAAAGCGUUUGCCUCUGCCUCAGACCUCGCUCGGCAUCAGAGGAUCCACACCGGGGAGAGGCCCUAUGAAUGCAAUGAAUGUGGAAAAGCCUUUAUCCAGCAGUCACAUCUUAUUAAACAUCAGAGAAUCCACAGUGUCGAACAGCCCAAGGGUGUAAUGAAUGCGGAAAAGCCUUCUGUUGGCAGCCAGAUGUUACUGAGCAUGAGAGAGUUCACACUGGUCAAUAAUCUUAUCAAUUUAAGGAGUGUUGGAAAGAUUCUACUCAUGGCUCAGCUCAAUCAGUGUCAGAAGAUUUAUACUGAUGAGGAAUCAAGUUGAGGCAGAACUCUUGGAAAAGCCUGUUUUGUGUCUCAAAUUUUACGCAGCACUAGAAUGCCCACAUUGGUAGGGAACCUAGGACCGAGCUUUAGAAAAGCCUUCAUCUGUAACUCAAGCCACUGUCUCCUGUGGAAUAUCUUCACUGUGUGAAGAUAAUGUCACUGUGGUUGACUUAAUAAAAAAGCUAAUUGGUCAAUGGCUCAGGAGGGAUUUUCAAGGUAGAGAGGACGCUGGGAAGAAGGGCGGAAUGGUUAGCCAGAUGAAGAGCAAGCAGGAUGGGCUUUGUGGAGAUGCAGUCAUAAAGCCAUGAGGCAGAAAGUGCAUGACUUAAGUUAUAAGGUCUAGCUAAGAACAAGCCUAAGCUAUCAGCUGCACUUUCAUAAUAAGAAGUCUGAUUUGGGAGCUGGCUGGCGGGAUAGAAAGACUCGCUAUAACUGUCAUGUGAGUUAUUCCAUGGUGGUAGGAAACCCUACAAGUAUAAGUGGUGGGAAAGACCUUCUUGGGUUCAUAACUUGUUCGAAGUGAGAAUAUUCAUGAGAAAAAACUGGAUGUAAGGAAUACGGAAAGACCUUUAUGUUUCAGAACUGAAUGGACAUCUGUGACAUGUUGGCUAAGAAAAUGAGUUCAAGGAAUGUGGGAACACUUGUUGGUGAUUCUGAACUUAAUUGGUAGAAAGAACAUACUCAAAAGAGACAAGAAGUGUGGAGAAGCCUUUCAGAACCACGGCCUUAGGAGCGCAUACAACAGGGAACCACCGAUGUCCAGGGAAUGUGGAGAGAUUUUAUUUUGGACUCGCCUCUCAUGUGACAGGAAGUCCAUACUGAUGCAGCGCCCGUAAGUAUGAGAAGAGUGACUUCGUGAUCUUGUAAACUUGGGUUGACAGCUGGACGUUUGUACUCUUGUGUGGUGUGAAACCCAGAGCCUGCGCUUGCUGUCCGAGUGCUCUUGUUUCCCAGUCCCCCCUCCCCCCAGGAGGGCACUUAUGAAGACAGUAUUUUCCCUCUCUUCACUGCUGUGGCUGUGUGUGACACAGAAGCAAGAAAAGCUAACUUAUUUCUACUCGUUACAAUAAUUUCUUUUCAAAAACCCCUUAAGUGUAAUACCAGAAGACCUCUGGGCAAAAUAAUAUGCCUGUCAUCCAGGGUCAUGAUAUAGUCUAUGUUAAUUUAGGAAAGACUUUACCAGUGGGCUUUUUGUGUGCUGUAAAGAUGCCUUACGAGAGAAGUGGCUAUAGCUCUAUUUUAGAGUAUUUGCAAAGAAAUGUAAAUGUGUAAAAUAUUCAAGACAUGAUUUUUAUAUGUGGAGCACAUAUUUUCUAGAAAAACUUAGAAGUGCUUGUUUUUUUUAACACAACAUAGAAAGUCCAAAAGAAUUUUUAAAACAUCAGAAUUGCAUUUAAAAUGUCCUGUGAGGGCCUGGAGAUGUGGCUCAGUUGGUCAAGUGUUUGCCUGGCAGGCAUGAAGCCCUGGGUUUGGCUUCCAGUACUGCAUAAUCAGGUAUCACGGUCCAUGCCUGAAAUGCUAAUACUCAGAAGGUGGAGAUAAGAGGAUCAGAAGUUCAGGGUCUUGCUUGGACCACGUAGUUAAUUCAAGGCCAGCCAGGAAUCCGUGAGACUGUCUCAAAGGAAAAAGAAAACCAUGUUUGACCAAGGUUAUGGGAGAUACGUAAUAUAUUUUACAUAUAUAACAUAUGUAUAUAUAUGUGUGUGUGUAUAUAUAUAUAUAUGUAUAUAUACCAUGGAAGAAAAGGGAACCAUGUGGAACUUAGCAUAAUUCUUACAUUUGAAAAGUUUCAGUUGUAAAGGUAAAUGAAGAAUCUCAAAGGAGGUGAACUGGACAUUUAAAGGGAAAGGUGAUGCCAGCUCCUUUUCAGGCAUGUUUUGUGGGUGAAUGACAAUUCUAGAUGAUGCAAGCAUAUAUUUAGGUCAGUGCUGAGUAUCAUGCAAAUUCAGUUCUUGGUACCUUUUAGUAUUAUAUGUUCAGCAAUGGUGAGUAAAUGUACAUAUUUAAAACAUUUAAGUAUAUUUCAUGUGCAUGUUAUUCUGAGAUUAUUAUCAUUUAUGAACUUUAUAACUUGGGAUAAUUCUGUCAUAUCUUUACUAUAAUAAAGUUAUAUUCAUUCAUGCUUGUAACAUGAA
This is a messenger RNA of Myodes glareolus (Bank vole), 4854 nucleotides long. The record is from RefSeq and is a predicted model, not a curated record. Lineage: Eukaryota; Metazoa; Chordata; Mammalia; Rodentia; Cricetidae.